UUGCUUCUUCAUCCAGCAAUAAAUAAUCAAUAUGCAUACACCGUCUUUUUUAAUAAGAGUAAUUUCAACGUUAAAGAAAUCACAAAUCACAAUAUUCAAUUCCAGAUUUCCCAAUUUCCAGAUCCAAAGGGCCCCACUUUCUCCUACCAAUACCAUGUUAGGCGUCAUCACUCAUCACCAACCCUUCAUCCCCACGUUAUUUUCUCACUUUACCAUCUUACCCUUCCCAUAUUCUUCUUCAUACAUAUACAUAUACCACGUUUUUCUCUUAUUUCACUCUCUCAUUUACACACUUUCUCACUCUUCGAUCUUUAGCUCAACUUCCAGUGUUGUAAAUUAGUUCGUGAUUUUCACUUUCAUCUUCAAUUUGAGCUAAGGUUGAAGCUAUAUUCGAGAUAGUGAAAAUGGUGAAGAUUUGCUGCAUUGGGGCUGGUUAUGUGGGUGGCCCUACUAUGGCAGUGAUAGCACUUAAGUGCCCAAAGAUUGAAGUUGCAGUGGUUGAUAUCUCUGUGUCUCGGAUCAAUGCAUGGAACAGUGACCAGCUUCCGAUCUAUGAGCCCGGUCUAGAUGAUGUGGUAAAGCAAUGUCGUGGAAGGAACCUUUUCUUCAGUACUGAAGUGGAGAAGCACGUAGCUGAGGCUGACAUUAUCUUUGUCUCAGUCAAUACCCCAACCAAAACCCAGGGUCUUGGAGCAGGCAAAGCUGCUGAUUUAACUUACUGGGAGAGUGCUGCCCGUAUGAUUGCUGAUGUUUCAAAGUCUGACAAAAUUGUUGUCGAGAAAUCAACUGUGCCAGUGAAAACCGCUGAGGCAAUCGAAAAGAUUCUGACACACAACACCAAAGGAAUCAAGUACCAGAUCCUCUCGAAUCCUGAGUUCCUUGCUGAAGGUACUGCCAUUCAGGAUCUCUUCAACCCCGACAGAGUUCUCAUUGGUGGCCGGGAAACCCCAGAAGGCCUGAAGGCAGUUCAGGCGUUGAAGGAUAUCUAUGCUCAAUGGAUUCCUGAGGACCAGAUCUUAACCACUAAUCUUUGGUCUGCUGAGCUCUCGAAGCUUGCUGCCAAUGCCUUUCUAGCACAGAGGAUUUCAUCUGUCAAUGCAAUGUCAGCUCUUUGUGAGGCUACCGGGGCAGAUGUUACAGAAGUGUCAUAUGCUGUUGGUAAGGACAGUAGGAUCGGGCCUAAGUUUCUGAAUGCUAGUGUUGGUUUUGGAGGGUCUUGCUUCCAGAAAGACAUUUUGAACUUGGUAUACAUCUGUGAGUGCAAUGGCCUCCCAGAGGUUGCCGAGUACUGGAAACAGGUAAUCAAGAUCAAUGAUUACCAGAAGAAUCGUUUUGUGAAUCGGGUUGUUGCCUCCAUGUUCAACACUGUUUCAAACAAGAAGGUUGCUGUUCUUGGAUUUGCUUUCAAGAAGGAUACAGGUGAUACCAGGGAGACACCUGCCAUUGAUGUGUGCAAGGGUUUGUUGGGAGACAAGGCGAGGUUGAGCAUCUAUGAUCCUCAAGUCACAGAGGAUCAGAUUCAGAGAGAUCUCACCAUGAAGAAGUUUGACUGGGACCAUCCCAUUCACCUCCAGCCCACAAGUCCGACAACUGUGAAGCAAGUGAGCGUGGUUUGGGAUGCUUAUGAGGCCACCAAAGAUGCUCAUGCUCUGUGUAUUAUGACAGAGUGGGAUGAAUUCAAAAAACUUGAUUACAAGAGGAUUUUUGACAACAUGCAGAAGCCAGCUUUUGUGUUUGAUGGAAGAAAUGUUGUGAAUGCAGAUGAACUGAGGGCAAUCGGGUUCAUCGUAUACUCGAUUGGUAAGCCUUUAGAUCCAUGGCUUAAGGACAUGCCUGCCGUGGCUUAGGGAAUCAAUUGAUAGUCUUUGCUGGGGUUUGGAUAUGAGAGUUCAUAUCAGGAUUCAAUUUUAGUUUCAUUCAUUCAUAUCUAAUGUUGUACUUUUAUUUUUCUUUUUUAAAAUUGUUCCCCGGCACCACAAAAAGAUCAUUAAUCAGGAACACGACCAUCUUUGUAGACUUGGUUGUGUCUCCAUAUUUUACCUUGAAUUGUAUCAUUGUAUGUUUGAUGCUA
Molecule: messenger RNA, 2071 nt
Organism: Beta vulgaris subsp. vulgaris (sugar beet)
Lineage: Eukaryota; Viridiplantae; Streptophyta; Magnoliopsida; Caryophyllales; Amaranthaceae
Product: UDP-glucose 6-dehydrogenase 1
Exons: 3
Coding region: 405-1847 (480 amino acids)
Biological process (GO): glycosaminoglycan biosynthetic process
Cellular component (GO): nucleus; cytosol
Molecular function (GO): NAD binding; UDP-glucose 6-dehydrogenase activity
Source: RefSeq, a predicted model, not a curated record